Messenger RNA from Cladophialophora bantiana CBS 173.52, 2034 nucleotides. RefSeq lists its product as uncharacterized. Gene Ontology annotation, biological process: RNA polymerase III preinitiation complex assembly. Bases 1 to 2034 code for a protein of 677 amino acids. Gene Ontology annotation, cellular component: transcription factor TFIIIB complex. The record is from RefSeq and is a predicted model, not a curated record. Gene Ontology annotation, molecular function: TFIIIC-class transcription factor complex binding. NCBI's taxonomy places the organism in Eukaryota, Fungi, Ascomycota, Eurotiomycetes, Chaetothyriales, Herpotrichiellaceae. The transcript has a single exon.
AUGUCGACAUUCAGUUCAGUCGUUCGAAAGCCAGGGCAGAAGAUAGUCCCCAAGGGCCCAAGGAGGAAUGUCCAAAGAAAUGCUCUUCGACAUGCUGCUCCACCGUCGUUGACGCCAGAGAGUCAAACUGUGAGUCCUGCUGUUGAACCCGCUGACGAGCCAGUUCAGAGCCAGGAACCAGAGUCGCAGUUAGAAACAGUGCAGAUAGUCCAGGUGUCCAACGAAAUACAUUCUAUUGCUCCUUCAAUAGAGACAGCAGGAGAAGCCCUCGACACCCCCCACCCAAACGAAGAAGCAGCGACCGAGAGAGCCCUUUCAACCUCCGUGGAAAUUAUUUUCCCGAGUCGCACAGGUCGCGCGAUUGAAAUCAUUCACCCGGCUGGCGCAAGCGAGAGUCGCCCCGAACAAGGUGCCAUCCCCGCGAUUUCGGUUUCGACUCCCUCUAUUCUCCAGAAACGAAAUGCUACCUAUGACCCGACCCCAGAGGAAUCAGAAGACUCGACACAAGAAAGGGAAAAUCCAGAUGCUUCGAGGAAGCGGCAGAAGACUUCUCACACGGUUGAGGACCUUACUGAGUCAGAACCACAUACUCCUCCGCAACCUGAUUCCAUACCCUCAAUACUAAGGACCGGCCCACGGGCUAGGCGGAGCGAAUCGCGUACGUCGGACGCGUUAUUACAAGAUGCGACAACCCAAGCAGCGGCAGUAUCAGAACUUGCAAACUCCAUUGAGAACAGAGCAAGAUCACUCCAACCGAGCUCAGCGCGUCGAUCAGCGUCACAGACAACAGAAUCAGGAGAGGCUGUGGCCGAAGAUACUGCGCAACCAAAAGCGCAACGGAAAAAGAGAAAGUCCAAAUCGAGAAGAAUACAAGAGCCAGCUCAACAAGUCGUUGAAGAUGCUGUUAACGGGAGCACAGAUGAACCAAAUCGUCGUCGUUCUCGCCUUGCUACUCCUGAGAAUGCCGAAGAGCUAGAAAUCGACCCACAGGAGGUGUCGAUGGCCGAGCUCGUCAAGGAUAACAAGAUUGGCAGAAAGUCAGAAACAGAGAAACGAAUGCAAGAGAAUUGGCCGGAUAUCCAAAAGCGACGCAAAGAGGAAAUUGAGAAGCGACGCGAAGCUGCCCGUGGGAAGAAUAGGACUAACGAGGAAGAACACCACGAAGCGGAGGAAGCGGCCGUACCCACCCAGAUCAUUGUUGACGGACAAAUUGUGGUGGCAAACGAGUCUCGCACGGUCACAUUCGGUGCAGGCCUCGAAGAGGCUGUUAAUCAAGACGCGAGCGAAGCGCGUGAGGAUGACCGGAUCUACAAAUAUGUCACUUCGGGCUCACUAGGAAAAAAUGCGGGUCGAGGACGCCCGAUCCGUUGGGACGAAGACCAGACGAACCUCUUCUACAAGGGCCUGCGGAUGUUUGGCACAGAUUUCAGCAUGGUCGCGAAUCUUUUUCCAGAAAGCAUUGAUCGGGGCGUGAUUAAAAAGAAAUAUUUGGUCGAGCUACGAGUGGAUCCGGAGAGGGUAGAAAAAUGUGUGGCAGCUAAAGAAACUGUGAGUUUAGAAGACUACGCGGCAAUGGCGAAUCAGGAGUUUGAGGAUCCAGAAACGGUCAUGAAGGAGUUGGAAGAAGAAGAGCGAAGAUUGAGGGAGGAGGAUGCGAAGAGAAGAGCAGACCAGGGAUUUGUUGAUCAUCUUGCAGGGGCGGAUGUACCCUUGCCAACUACGGAACGCGAUGAACCAUAUAUCGAUGAGAGCGAAACUGCAAGUCAAGGCGAGCCGGCCACCACAGACAAACAUUCUGCUCCGCCAGAAUCGGUAGGACAGAGAACUCAAGCACCAAGUAUAGGUCGAAGAGAACGUAUCCCAGUUUUGGCGCAGAAGGUUAUCCACACGGCAAUGAACCCCACGAAGAAACAGCAACGUCAGACGAAGGGCACUGCUGGAGCUGGCCAUGGCGGAAGACACGCAAAGAAGGGGAGGAGGGCGGUCGAAGGCGUCGAGGAGAGAAUUGGGCCGAUUUACGAGGUUGAUCGGUGA